Molecule: messenger RNA, 2327 nt
Organism: Strigops habroptila (Kakapo)
Lineage: Eukaryota; Metazoa; Chordata; Aves; Psittaciformes; Psittacidae
Gene: TGFB1
Product: transforming growth factor beta 1
Exons: 7
Coding region: 56-1684 (542 amino acids)
Biological process (GO): regulation of cell population proliferation; BMP signaling pathway; SMAD protein signal transduction
Cellular component (GO): extracellular region
Molecular function (GO): growth factor activity; type III transforming growth factor beta receptor binding; cytokine activity
Source: RefSeq, a predicted model, not a curated record
AUUGGGGGGUGUGUUUUUUGGGGGGGGGGGGGGGGUGCGUUUUUGGGGUGCCGUGAUGGAGCUGGCGCUGCUGCUGGCGGUGCUGGGCGCCGCGCGCGCCCUCUCCACGUGCCGCUCGCUGGACCUGGAGGCCGCGCGCAGGAAACGCAUCGAGGCCGUUCGGGGCCAGAUCCUGAGCAAGCUGCGGCUCACGGCGCCCCCCCCCGCGCCCCCCCACACCCCUUCAUCAUCCUCCUCCUCGGCCCCCCCGGCGCUGCCCGAGGACGUGCGGGCGCUCUACAACAGCACGUGGGAGCUGCUGCAGCAGCGCGCGCGGGGCGCGCCCCCCCCCGCCCCCGAGGACUAUUAUGCCAAGGAGCUGCAUCGCUUCCCCAUGGAGCCGCCCGGAGACGCCGCUGUGGGGCGCGGCGCCCCCCCCGGCCGCGCUCUGCUGCUGCGGUUCAACGCGUCGCGGGUGCGCGCGGAGCUGGGCCCGGGCGCGCUCCUGCACCGCGCGGAGCUGCGGCUGCUCCGGCAGAGGGCGCCCGAGGGCGGCGACCAGCAGCGCCUCGAGCUCUACCAGGGCUUCGGCAACGCCUCGUGGCGGUACCUGCAGGGCCGGUGGGUGCAGGCGGCGCCGGACGAGGAGUGGCUCUGGUUCGAUGUCACCGAGGCCGUGCAGCAAUGGCUCAGGGGCAACGAGCCUUUGGGCACCUUCAAGCUGAGCGUCCAUUGUCCCUGUGACGAGCCGGGGCCGCCCCCCCCCAUGCGGAUCACCAUCGAAGGGUUCGAGCAGCAGCGCGGGGACAUGCAGAGCAUCGCGCAGAAGCACCGGCGCGUCCCCUACGUGCUGGCCAUGGUGCUGCCCCCCGAGCGCGGCAACGACCUGCGCAGCGCCCGGCGCCGCCGCGGCCUCGAGCCCCAGUUCUGCUUCGGCCCCCCAGCCCCCCAGCGCCCCACAGCCGCCGCUGCGCCCCCAGGCCGGAGGAGCAGAGCUGCUGCGUGCGGCCGCUCUACAUCGACUUCCGGCGGGACCUGCAGUGGCGCUGGAUCCACGAGCCCCGCGGCUACAUGGCCAACUUCUGCGGCGGCGCCUGCCCCUACCUCUGGAGCGCGGACACGCAGUACUCCAAGGUGCUGGCGCUGUACAACCAGCACAACCCGGGGGGCUCGGCCGCGCCGUGCUGCGUGCCGCAGAGCCUGGACCCGCUGCCCAUCGUCUACUACGUGGGGCGCAAGGCGCGCGUGGAGCAGCUCUCGGACAUGGUGGUGCGGGCCUGCAAGUGCAGCUGACCCCGGGCCUGCCCCGCCGACCCCCAGCACCCCAAAUCACCCCCCAAAUCCCCCCAUAACAGCCCCAAAACCGCCCAAAACACCCCAAAAUCACCCCAAAUCAGCCCAAAACAGCCCCAAAACACCCAAAAUCACCCCAAAACAGCCCAAAACAGACCAAAACAGCCCAGAGCACCCCAAAAUCACCCCCGAAACAGCCCAAAACACCCCAAAUCACCCCCAAACAGCCCCAAAACAGCCCAAAAUCACCCCCGAAACAGCCCAAAACACCCCAAAAUCACCCCCGAAACAGCCCAAAACACCCCCAAACCAGCCCAAACCAGCCCAAAACCCCCCCAAAACAGCCCAAACCACCCCAAAAUCAUCCCCAAACCAGCCCAAAACACCCCCAAACCAGCCCAAAACAGCCUAAAACCCCCCCAAAGCAGCCCAAACCACCCCAAAAUCAUCCCCAAAACAGCCCCAAACACCCUAAAAACACCCUAAAACACCCUUUUCUAUCCCCAAAACCACCCAAAACAGCCCCCAAAACACCAAAACUCACCCCAAAAUCGCCCAAACCCCCCAAAUCACCCCCAAACCCCCCCAAACAGCCCAAAAAACCCCCCAAACACCCUAAAACCACCCAAAACAGACCCCAAAACACCAAAACCCACCCCAAAAUCACCCCCAAAAGAGCCCAAAACACCCCCAAAAACCUUUUUCUAUCCCCCAAACCACUCAAAACAGCCCCAAAACACCCCCAAACACCCUAAAACCACCUUAAAACACCCUUUUUUAUCCCCAAACCCACCCAAAACAGCCCCAAAACCACCCCCAAACUGCCCCCCAAAUCACCCCCGAAACAGCCCAAAACCACUCUAAAACACCGCAAACCCAGCCCUUUUCACCCCAAAGCACCCCUUUGGACCCCAAACCCACUUUUCACCCCCAAAUCCCCCUUUUAUACCCCCAAAAUCAACACAGAGACCCCAAAACCCUCUUUUACACUCCCAACCCCCCCUUUUGUACCCCCAAAUCCCCCCCUGCACCCCCAAAUCACCCCUUCGUGCCCC